CCCGUGCACCCGGCCCCCUGCUUUCCGCUGGAUCUGGCGGAAAUGAGCCACGGGCUGGGCAGUGGAGCCCCCCGAGCAGGGCCCCGCGCGGGCGACGACCAGGCUCGUUGUGUUCCCAAGGCCGCCGGCCCGGCGCAGUGACCCUGCUGGGGCCAGAUUCACUUGCGCGCACCCCCUCCCAGCUUGGGAGACACGCCCUCCCACCAAGAUCCCUUCGGCGUUGGUCUCCGGCAGCUUCAUCACCUCUGGUCCUGUGCGCCCCCAGCGUGGAAGACCUGCUCGCGUUCGAACCUGUGCACUUCUAAGGUGGCUCUAGGAUGGUGGGGGAACUCCGCUACAGAGAAUUCAGGGUGCCCCUGGGUCCUGGCCUGCAUGCCUAUCCUGAUGAGCUGAUCCGACAGCGAGUGGGCCAUGACGGGCACCCUGAGUACCAGAUCCGCUGGCUCAUCCUUAGGCGCGGAGAGGAUGGGGAAGGGGGCUCUGGCCAAGUGCGCUGCAAGGCUGAGCACAUCCUGCUGUGGAUGUCUGAUGAUGAGAUCUAUGCCAACUGCCACAAGAUGCUAGGCGAGAAUGGCCAGGUCAUCGGGCCCUCCCAGGAAUCUACAAUGGAGUCUGGGACCUUGGACAAAUCUGUGCUUGGGGAGAUGGAAGCUGAUGUAAAGUCCCUGAUUCAGAGGGCACUUCGGCAGCUGGAGGAGUGUGUGGGCACUGCCCCUCCUGCCGCUCUGCUCCACACCGUCCAUGUGCUCAGUGCCUAUGCCAGCAUUGAGCCCCUCACUGAGGUCUUUAAAGACCCAAAGAUCCUGGACUUGCUCAUGCACAUGUUGAGUAGCCCGGAUUAUCAGAUUCGUUGGAGUGCUGGCCGAAUGAUACAGGCCCUGUCCUCCCACGAUGCUGAGACACGGACUCAGAUCCUUCUGUCAUUGAGCCAGCAAGAGGCCAUUGAGAAACACUUGGAUUUUGAAAGCCGCUGCGCCCUGCUGGCGCUGUUUGCACAGGCCACACUAGCUGAACACCCCAUGUCUUUCGAGGGCAUCCAGCUGCCACAGGUCCCAGGAAAGCUGCUUUUCUCCCUGGUGAAGCGGUAUUUGCAUGCCACCUCACUCCUGGAUCAGCUGAACAACAGACCUCAGGAACCAGGAAUCCCUGCAGAAUUGAGUGAGGAGAGGGCCCGGCUGGAUCUGGAAUUCAGUAUGGCCAUGGGCGCCCUGAUCUCAGAGUUGGUGCAGGCUAUGUGCUGGGACCAGGCCUCAGGCAGAUCAGGGGGCUCGGCGCGGUCCCCCUGUUCCAUCUUCCAGCCACAGCCAGUAGAUGCCAGCCCAGAGCUCCUGCCCAGUCCUGCCCGGCACUCCUCCAGGAGAAGAUCAAGGCGGUUCCGCUCUCGAACCGAGUUCGCAAGUGCUAAUACUUAUGCCUUAUACGUGCGGGACGUGGUGCAGCCAGGCAUGCGAGUGCGGAUGCUGGAGGAUUAUGAGGAGAUCAGUGCUGGGGACGAGGGCGAGUUCCAGCAAAGCAACAGAGGCGUGCCUCCUGCCCAGGUGCUGUGGGAGUCACUGGGCCGCACCUAUUGGGUGCACUGGCACAUGCUGGAGAUCCUGGGCUUCGAGGAAGAUGCUGAGGACUUGGUGGAGGCUACUGACCACCAGGAGGCAGUGGUCAGUGGAGCCCUGGGUGGAGUUCUGCCCUCCUGGCGCUGGAAGCCCAUGACUGAGCUAUAUGCUGUGCCGUAUGUGCUGCCUGAUGAGGAAGAUGCGGAGGGGAGCGAGCACCUGAGCCAGGCAGAGUGGUGGGAGCUGCUGUUCUUCAUCAGGAAGUUGGAUGAGGCUGACCAACGGGAGAUUAUCCAGAUGCUGCAGGAGAACCUGGAUGGGGAGCACGUGCUGGACGAGGAUAUCCUGCCUGAACUGGCUGUGCCUGUGGAGUUAGCCUGCAACCUGCUGGUGGUACUGCUACAGAAACUUGACUACAGUGCUCUCAGGGAUCUGUUCAACUGCCGAAUCUACAGGAAAUUCCCCUCCAAGCUUCCAGCCAGGCAGCCAGCCUACCAAUCCCUUCUCCAAGCCCAGACCCAGGAAGAGGCAGCCAGAGCAGAAGAGAAAGAGCCCCACUGUGAGAGCUCUGGUGCCCUGCAGCGUCUGGCGGAGGGUUUGGGGCCCUCUGGGCAACUGCUCAUAGACCUUGAGCGAGCCCUGGGCUGUCUGGGGCCCCAGGAAGGUGAGGUCAGGCCGUGCCUGCUACAGCUCCAGAGGCAGCCCCAGGCCUUCCUUGCCCUCCUGCGCAGCCUGGACACCCCAGCCACCAACAAGGCCCUGCAGCUGGCCGCACUGAGAGUUCUGACGCAGCUGGCGGACUUCCCUGAGGCUCUGCUGCUGCCCUGGCAUGAGGCCAUGAAUGCCUGUGUGGCCUGCCUGAAGUCCCCCAACACUGACUAUAAGGUGCUCCAGGAGCUCAUCAUCUUGCUGCACCGCCUGACCUCAGGGAGCAGGGACCAUGCCGUGGUGCUAAACCAGCUAGGAGCCCACAAUGCCAUCUCCACAGCCCUGGAGAAGCACCCAGGAAAACUGGAGUCAGCCUUGGAGCUGCGGGAUGCCAUAUCCAAGUGCGAGAAGCACACAGUCCUCUACCAGAACCUCAUCACCAACGUCCUAGGCGGCUCCAUCCAGAUGGUGCUGGGCCAGAUCGAAGAACACAGACGAACCCACCGGCCCAUCAACAUCCCUUUCUUUGAUACAUUCCUCAGAUAUCUCUGCCAGGGAUCCACCGUGGACAUGGAAGAGGACAGGUGCUGGGAGAAGGUGGAGGUGUCCUCCAACCCGCACCGGGCCAGCAAGCUGAUGGACCGCAACCCCAAGACCUACUGGGAGUCCAGUGGCAGCACCGGUUCCCACCACAUCACUUUGCACAUGCGCCAAGGUGUCCUCAUCAGGCAGCUGACUCUGCUGGUGGCCAGGGAAGACACAAGCUACAUGCCAGCACUGGUGGUGGUAUAUGGAGGCAACACCACCAGCUCUCUUAACACGGAACUCAACUCGGUGAAUGUGAUGCCUUGUGCCAGCCGGGUGACCCUGUUGGAGAACCUGACCCGCUUCUGGCCCAUCCUUCAGAUCCGCAUAAAGCGCUGCCAGCAGGGUGGCAUCGACACACGCAUUCGGGGUGUAGAGGUCCUGGGCCCCAAACCCAGUUUCUGGCCAGCAUUUCGGGAACUUCUGUGUCGCCACACACGUCUUUUCUACAUGGUUCGGGCACAGGCCUGGAGCCAGGACAUAGCUGAGGAUCGCAGGAGCCUCCUGCACCUGAGUUCCAGGCUCAACGGGGCCCUGCGCCAGGAACAGAAUUUUGCUGAUCGCUUCCUCCCUGAUGAUAAGGCAGCUCGGGCACUGGGCAAGACCUGUUGGGAGGCCCUGGUCAGCCCCCUGGUGCAGAACAUCACCUCACCUGGAGACAUGCCAUAUAUGGCUUGCUUUUCUGGACCUCCAGAUGAGGAUGGUGUGAGUGCGCUGGGCUGGCUGCUGAACCAGUACCUAGAGUGUCGUGAGGCUGCCCACAAUCCUCAGAGCCGUGCGGCUGCCUUCUCAUCACGUGUGCGUCGCCUCACCCACCUGCUAGUGCACGUGGAGCCCUGCGAGCCCACAGCAGCCCUUUGGCCCAAGAAUAGAAAUGGAAGCCGUGACUGGGGCUCCCCAGCCACCCGGGGCCUCUCAGGCAGCAUCCUGAGGAACCUGAUGCGCUGCUGGCGUGCUGUGGUGGAGGAACAGGUGAAUGCCUUCCUGACCUUGCACUGGCGGGACGAUGACUUCGUCCAGCGCUACUGUGAGCGCUUCUACAACCUGCAGAAGUCUAGCUCUGAGCUGUUUGGGCCGAGGGCUACCUUCCUGCUAGCACUGCAGAGCGGCUGUGCUGGGGCCCUUCUGCAACUGCCUUUCCUCAGAGCCGCACACGUGAGCGAGCAGUUUGCCCGGCACAUCGACCAGCGGAUCCAGAGCAGCCGGGUUGGAGGUGCCCAGGGCAUGGAGACACUGGUGCAGCUGCAGAGGUGCCUAGAAGCGACCCUUGUUUUCUCUGGCCUGGAAGUGGCUACCACCUUUGAGCAUUACUACCAGCACUACAUGGCUGACCGUCUCCUGAGCUUGGGCCCUAGCUGGCUGGAGGGGGCGGUGCUGGAGCAGAUCGGCCUCUGCUUCCCCAACCGCCUCCCACAGCUGAUGUUGCGGAGCCUGCGAACCUCAGAGGAGCUACAGCGCCAAUUCCACGUCUACCAGCUGCAGCAGCUUGAUGAGGAACUGCUGAAGCUGGAAGACACGGAGAGGAAACUGCAGGUGGGCCAGGAGGCUGGUGGCCCGGAACCUGAACAUGAGAUGGAGGAUGUGAAGGCAGCUGAAGCUGCAGCCGUAGCAGAGGGCGAGGAAGAGGAGAGUGAGGAUUUCUGCUAUGAAGGGGUGAUGCCCAAAGUGUCCGUGCUUGUCCUGUCCCCACGCUGCUGGCCUGUCACCUCCAUCUGCCAUAUGCUGAAUCCCAAAACCUGCCUGCCCUCCUACCUGAGGGGAACCUUGAAUCAAUACUCCAACUUCUACCAUAAGAGUCACACCCAGCCGGCCCUAGAGGGAGGCAUGCAUCGGCAGUUGGAGUGGACAUGGCUGGGCCGUGCAGAGCUGCAGUUUGGGGACCAGACCCUACACGUGUCCACCAUGCAGAUGUGGCUGCUGCUGCAUUUCAACAGUCUGAAGGUGGUGUCCGUAGAGAGCCUGCUGGCGCACUCGGGGCUCCCUCCGCACCUGCUGCAUCGGGCCAUCGGGCCUCUCACGUCCACACGGGGCCCCUUGGACCUGCAAGAGCAGGAGGACACCCCAGGAGGGGUGCUCAAGAUUCGAGAUGCUGCUGAGGAACCCAGGCCAAGGUGGGGCAGCGUGUGGCUCGUCCCGCCUCAGACGUACCUGGAGGUGGAAGAUGAGGGCCGAAGCCUGGAGAAGAGGCGGAACCUGCUGAACUGCCUGGUUGUCCGGGUCCUCAAGGCCCACAGCGACGAGGGCCUGCACAUUGACCGGCUUGUCUGCCUGGUACUGGAGGCUUGGCAGAAGGGCCCGUGCCCGCCCCGGGGUUUGAUCAGCAACCUUGGCAAGGGCGCCACAUGUAGCAGCACUGACGUCCUCUCUUCCGUCCUGCACUUGCUGGGCAAGGGCACACUGAGACGCCAUGACACCCGACCACAGGUGCUAUUGUACGCGGUCCCUGUGACAGUAGUGGAGCCCCACACAGAGUCCCUGAGCCCAGGAUCCUCGGGCCCCAACCCACCCCUCACCUUCCACACCCUCCAGAUUCGUUCCCGGGGUGUCCCCUAUGCCUCCUGCACUGGCACCCACAGCUUUUCUACCUUCCGGUAGCCCUGGACUGGGGUUUUACUUCUGGAAAUAAAAUGAAUUUGAUUGUGAG
Molecule: messenger RNA, 5427 nt
Organism: Octodon degus (degu)
Lineage: Eukaryota; Metazoa; Chordata; Mammalia; Rodentia; Octodontidae
Gene: Cul7
Product: cullin 7
Exons: 26
Coding region: 318-5378 (1686 amino acids)
Biological process (GO): ubiquitin-dependent protein catabolic process
Cellular component (GO): Golgi apparatus
Molecular function (GO): ubiquitin protein ligase binding
Source: RefSeq, a predicted model, not a curated record